Messenger RNA from Odontomachus brunneus, 3094 nucleotides. RefSeq lists its product as uncharacterized. The transcript is spliced from 2 exons. Bases 629 to 2122 code for a protein of 497 amino acids. Lineage: Eukaryota; Metazoa; Arthropoda; Insecta; Hymenoptera; Formicidae. The record is from RefSeq and is a predicted model, not a curated record.
ACAAGCUUCAGUCUUGGCUUGCAUUGUUCCAAUUGAUCAAGUUACAAUCUUCAAUCAUCAAUCAUCUAUCGCCAAUCGUUAGUGUGAUUUGGCCUUUAAGAGUAUAUACCAAUCAAGUUCACGAAUUAUAUACAGUUGAAAAACAGCUUCUAUGCUGAACACAGUUAUCGCUUAAAUAUUCCUAAGUAACUUGUAACAACUUCUAGUGAUUGACAUUUUUAAUGUCGAAUCACGUAUAAAAUACGUGUGGACUUGACAAAAGACAAAAAAUGAAGAUGUUACGGUGAUUACAAUCGCUGUUGACGAGUUUGUUGUAAAUAGUAGUUAAAAAUAAAAUAAUAAUAUGUAAAUAUAAUGUUAGGUUAAGUUAAGAUACCCCUUCCAGUCAAUCAUCAGUGUAUGUAUACAUUGCAUUUAUGCAAGCGAAAAUUCCAUCAAAAUACUACAUGCGUUUAAAUUAAUUUUAUUUUAAUUCUAUUAGCAAUUGAGACAAUUAUAAUAUUUAUUACUUAAUUUAUUUAUUAACAUAUGUAUAUAUAUAUUUUUUAUUUGUUAUAACAAUAGUACCUUAUAUAGUAGAAACAUGCUGCAAUAUUUAAUAGUAUAUUAAUAAUGCAAUUGCAAGCGUAUGGCAGACAAGCUCAAUAGCAACACAAAAAAGUUGCGUAAGAAAAGUCAAAUACUACUGGCAAAAGUAGAUGAAGAUUCUAAGAGAGUCGAUACUGAAGUGAAGAAGUUGCGUUCACAAAUAUUAUCUCUUGUAAAUAACCAUAUACGCAGAAGUCAAAGUGAUCACGUAGGAAAAAACGUCAGCUCGUGGAAGCUACGCAACGACUCGAGCGAAAUCAGUGCUGUUUUAUGUCCGGAUUACUACCGCUUUAGUUCGAGACGUGCGACUACAUCGGCACCAGACAUGACAUCUUCUGCAAAACUGACAUUGACAUCUAAGAAACAAUGCGCGAGGAUCGCACCCAGGAAGCCGGUGAAGGAAUGUUACUGUUACACGGAAGUAAACAAGGCGAACUUAAGAUCGAGGAUUAGGCGGAAAGCCUCACCUUGUCGCCAGUGUAGAAGCCAGUUCGAGCUCAAACCAGUUAAAGAAACCGAUGACAGAGCGUCGUUGAUCUCGCCGAUCAGCUGUGAGACAUACAGGAGAGUUCGCAAAAUCGACUACACCCCUAGAUCUCAGUUCCUCCGUAAUGUGCAGACCAGACUCUGCGAAACUUGGCAGAGCGGAGGUCGGGGUGACUGCUCGCAAACAUGUCCUCGGUCAUCAAGCUAUCACAGGGUCAUGGCGGGCGUGAAAGUGCAGAAUGUUGACUCUGAUCGGCAAACGACACUAUUGAAGGAAGCUAAACUCCUCGAGGAACAGAAAUCUCCGGCGAUCCCGAAGGCGCCCGCCAACUCGAUAGCCAGCGAGUCGGAUCGCGAUAACGUCGUCUGCAGUUCGAGCAAGGAAACUCGAACGUCCUCGCGGAGGCGGCCCAAGCCAACGUUGAAGAAGAUGAUCUCCUCCAAAAGACCAAAGUCGAGAUCGCCGGCUCGAAGUGAACGGACGUCGCGAUCGACGCAUGACUACCAUUGUUGUUGUAGAGACGAAUCAGAAGAAACUACGAGAUAUAUUGGAGACAAACGCGAGAAGAAACAUUUACCAAGAUAUCGUGAGCAGAGAAUUCAACGCACACACUCGAGAUACGACGGCGAUCCGGUAGCUGAUGACAUAUCGGCAGACGAUCCUAUCGAUAAAGAAGUAAGAGACCUGAGAAGAUUUCGAGAGCAGAACUACUUCGAGACGCACGGAUCAAGCCACACGUUGGUGUCAUCAAGGUCGUCGGGAUCGUUGGAGCAGUAUCUGCUGAACGAGCGACUAUUUCCGGAGCCGGUGGGCAAGAUCCACAAGCAAGAUUUAGUAGUGACGAUGCCGCCAUGCGCGACGACAGAGAGAAAACGUAUCCAUUACUUCCCCAGGCACGUGGUGCGUCAAGAAAAGAACGUGUACAAUACGAAUUACAGACGGAAACGGCACCAGAGCUGUCCUCUGACCGGCCAUACCAUCGACCUCGGGAUCCUGAAAGCCAAACUGCCAUUAAAUAGCUUAGCGCUCAAAUAUCAAAAGUACUGAAUACAUUAUCAGGCUCUUAAAUGCAUAAUCAAAUUUGGAUUGAAAAAACCAAUAAAAGCCCACACAAGAUAUCGAAACACACUAUAUCCGCGAAUAAGAAACUAAAAAACAUCGAGCGCUCCGGAAAAUCGACAAAACAUUUCGUUCCUCGUUUCGGCCUUCCUUAGAAACGGGAAAAAUAAAUAAUAUAUAAGUAUCGUACAGCAACCUCACGACUUAUGUAGAAUAAUAGCAAGGACUCUCGAUACCUCAAAAAUGGCAUAAUAGUGAUCAGUCAUUCUCAUGUCAUUCUUGAAGUAUCGAAUAUCUUUCCUAUCCUAUUUGUAUCUUCCAUUUGUGGCAAGUCGGUUGCCGUAAAAUACUUAUAUUAUUUAUUGUAUUCAUUUCUAUAUUAAAGAAGGUUAAGAUGAACGAAACAUUUUGUUGAUUUUUUAGAGUGUUCAGUGCCCUAUUUUUUUAUUCUUUUGUGAAUACAAUGUGUUUCGCAAUAUCGACAUCUUACGUAAAUUAACUACGUAAAGUAACUACAUCUUUUUUUCUUUAUAUAUGUUUAAUUAUCAGAAGAGAGGACUCCUUGACGAGACGGAAUGUCCCAAGUGAAUCCCUCCUGUCUCUUUUUGCGACAGACUUUUGCUUCGAUGCACGAAAUAAAAUAACUUUUCUAUCUUGAGACUUGGAAAAAAUAUAAGUUUGUAAUAUAUUUUUUUAUAUGUCUAUACACUUUUAUAAUUAACAAUUUGCAUAAAAGUAAAUUCAUUUUACGUCCCGCAGAGGUGGAUGUAGUUCAAAAAUUCGCGACCAACGUCACAUUCAUCAAACUAUUACUUAUGCGAAUAAAUAAGAUUGUUAUUAAAUUUGUAUUCUCCAUCUGAAGAAAUUGUUCGGCGUUAUUUCGUCAUCUUAUUCAAAAUAUUAAAUACGAUAAGGAAAACUAUAUAUCUGAAUGAAAUAAAUAAACAAGUUAAGCAUGAA